This is a messenger RNA of Drosophila subpulchrella, 1233 nucleotides long. RefSeq lists its product as uncharacterized. The record is from RefSeq and is a predicted model, not a curated record. The transcript has a single exon. The coding region runs from base 103 to 1089 and encodes 328 amino acids. NCBI's taxonomy places the organism in Eukaryota, Metazoa, Arthropoda, Insecta, Diptera, Drosophilidae.
CCGCUGGGAAAACAAACACACUUCCGCAAAACGACUCUCUAAAUUCCUAGCUUUUCCCGCGAAUCGAUUUACUUAUAAACCUUUAAUCAGACCUAAUCCGCCAUGGAGUUACUCGAUCCUGACCUCCACAGCAUCGACGAGGUGUAUGCACAAUUUCAAGUGUAUAAAAAACGCCGUGAGCGCGAGCAGCAAGAGCUGGACCACAAGAUAAAGACCAGGUUUAAUCUGGAUGACGAUCUGAAGAGGCUCAACUCCAGCCUAGAAACAAUGGAGGCGGGGUUGCUGGAGCUUGAGUCGAGGCAGUCGCGUCAAAGGAAAAGAACGCCACAAUCUAGCUUGGAUGUCAUUGAGCCUGCUCCACCGGGUGAAGCCGGUUCAGCUCGACUGGAAGAAGAUCCCGAGCCGAAACCGCUGCUGAUAAAAUGCGGCGUGAGCAAGUGCCUCUUUGAGAGUUGCCAAAGGCGUGUGGACAGCCAGCUGCUUUUGCUGCACUACCUCUGCGAUCACGACCACAAGGAUGCUUCCUUCCAGCGCUGUCUGCCGCUGCUGGAGGGCGAACGGGUUGUGCUUUCUCUCCAGCCGAAGACCUGUCAGUUUCGGGUCAACCAGGUGUUGGGUCUACUGGCUUACGGCGGGGAGAUAGAGCACCCGUUUGCGAUGUCUCGGAGACCACGAGAGAUCUACAACAGCUUCCUGCCGAGGCAGCAUUCGCACCUGGAAGCUCACAUCCCAUUGGUGGUGUUAAUCUGCCGCACAGCGACUCAUGCGGCUCUUAAGAACAAGGCACCGAAAGAAUAUAUGCGGUCACCAGAUAGCCAGAAGCAAGAUGUGUUUGUCUUCUGGCUGGUCACACCCAGUGACCGGCUGCAGUUGAACGCCACGCUCUGUCUGUGCGGAAGAGAUGCUGCUGAAAGGGUCGGCACCGUGGUGCGUGUUCGACAGAUAAUUCACAGCCAGGACACGGAGCAAUUCAUGCGCGUUGACAAAGACUACUGGCGUCUAACGUAUGCCGAAGUUGAGAAACUUUCAAACAACUUUCGGGACGAGCUGCAGCUGGAGGUUUCUCUCACAGAGGCACCGGCUUCAUAGAGUCUUCCUACUCACACUUGCGUUGUCCUGCAGCGCCUUGCAUUUGGUUUGCUCUGCCGGAUCGGUCAGCUCCGCGAUGCGUUUGUCCAGCAACUGAGCAGCAAAUAGGGAAAAUGAAAGUGACAGUAAAUUGCAUAAUGCCUG